Molecule: messenger RNA, 1753 nt
Organism: Sesamum indicum (sesame)
Lineage: Eukaryota; Viridiplantae; Streptophyta; Magnoliopsida; Lamiales; Pedaliaceae
Source: RefSeq, a predicted model, not a curated record
GAAAAAUUAUUGAUUUGUAGGAACUUUCAUGAUAAUGAGGCCUAUAUUUUGUGGGAACCUGGAGUUUGAUGCUCGCCAAUCUGAUGUUGAACGUCUUUUCAGAAGAUACGGGAGGGUUGAUAGGGUGGAUAUGAAAUCUGGUCCUAAUCGGAGUUUGCUGAUAAUAAUGGAUGCACUAUUCAGGAUCUGAAAAGCAAAUGUUCUGGCUGAGCUGUGCUGAGUGCUUCGUUCACUAUCUCUAAGAAACCAUCAUUGGCCCCUAAACUGAGUUUUUGUGGCAAGAAAGAUGGAUGAGAUGAUCAUUGAAAUGAUUUCUUCUUUUUCUUUUUCUAGAAACCUACAUUGUUAACCAACUCUUUCUUGAUCAAUGCAAUAAUUUCUCUCUAAAUAUUUUAGUGCGCUGCACUAAAUGCCCAGGCAGAGGUUGAACGAGAAAGGAGAAGGUGGUGUGUUCCCAUUGCCUGCUAAAACUAUGAUUAGUUAAUGGCUGCCGCAGAUCAAUUAUAUAAAUGAUUGCUUGUCAAAUAAUGUGACAUUGUUAUUUGAAGGAACCUUGGUUGAUUUUAGAAGGGAUUACUUGGAUAUUCCAUGAUCUUCCUCGAUGGAUGGUUCUCUGCGUUUAUUUUCUGGCUUGUGCCCAAGAUACAUGUUCUUGUGUUUGUUCGAAAGAACCAAUAUGAUCUGCCAUGGUCCCACCAUUCUACACUUUCCUGAGACCAUUGCCUUUUGCAUUCCUCAUGACUUUGCCCAGUCUUCAAUUUCCGACAUGUUUCAACAUAGAUAUCAUGUUCAUUCCGGAUCCAGUGGCAGGCUUUGCUUUCGUGUAUAUGGAAGAUGAGCGCGACGCAGAGGAUGCAAUCCGGAAACUUGAUAGGAUAGAGUUUGGUAGAAAGGGUCGCCGACUUCGUGUUGAGUGGACUAAGCAAGAGCGUGGUGGCAAAAGGCCUGAUAGCUCGAGACGAUCUUCAGCCAACUCAAGACCAUCAAAAACUUUGUUUGUUAUUAACUUCGACCCUAUCAAUACGAGGACCAGAGACCUUGAAAGACAUUUUGAACAAUAUGGAAGAAUAUUGAAUGUAAGAAUCAGAAGGAAUUUUGCAUUUAUACAAUAUGAGGUGCAGGAAGAUGCCACCCGAGCAUUAGAAGCAACACACAUGAGUAAGUUCAUGGACCGAGUUAUUUCGGUGGAGUAUGCAAUUCGAGAUGAUGAUGACAAAAGAAAUGGGUAUAGCCCUGAUAGAAGAGGUCGGGAUGCGUCUCCUGAUAGAAACUAUGGUCGUGGACGUUCGCCAAGUCCAUAUCGUAGGGAUAGGGGUAGCCCUGAUUAUGGACAUGGAUCUGUACCAAAUUCAAGAUCUGAGCGAAGAGACAGUCCUGAUUAUGGAAGAGGAGAAAGUCCUGCUAAUGACAGAUAUCACAGCCGUACACCUCCACGCGAAAGAUCCCGAUCUUGAGAAGGAAGAAAUCGGUGGGAAGCAUUUGGUGGCAUUGAUUGCCAUCAAAUGACAAUAGUCCUCCUUGUGCUAUUAUUAGCGCUUAGCUUGAGAUGUUAGUCAACCAGCAAGUGGCAAAAUUCAGGUAGAAUUUGCAGAAUUGUAUGUCUAUGAAGAAGUACAUUAAUCCCUGUAGUGUAGUUCCCGAACUGGAUUGCCUAUCCUUUUUAUGUUUUAACUUCUGGAUUGUGAUUGCAAAGAAAUCUUGUCAAAUUUUUCGCGACAUGCUGUUCUAUGUUUAAUAGUAGAAUGUUUGUUAA